This is a messenger RNA of Lycium barbarum (goji berry), 1848 nucleotides long. Its product is annotated as DEAD-box ATP-dependent RNA helicase 15-like. The transcript is spliced from 12 exons. Lineage: Eukaryota; Viridiplantae; Streptophyta; Magnoliopsida; Solanales; Solanaceae. Bases 133 to 1422 code for a protein of 429 amino acids. Gene Ontology annotation, molecular function: ATP binding; RNA helicase activity; RNA binding. The record is from RefSeq and is a predicted model, not a curated record.
UUAGCAUCCCUCUUUAUUAACCUAUAAUCCCUUCAAUUCAAACACUCUCUUUCAGUUCUAACAAUUUUUGUCUGCAGACGCUCCGAAACCCUAACCCUAAUUUCGCCGUCAAGAACUCAGCUUUUCCAACUGAUGGGAGAGACAAAGGAGAACGAUGCUUACGAAGAAGAGCUUCUUGACUAUGAAGAAGAUGAUGAGAAGGUGGUCCCUGAUUCCGCUAACGGAAAAGUUAACGGCGAGUCUGCAAAGAAGGGGUACGUUGGAAUUCACAGUUCCGGAUUCAGAGACUUCCUUUUAAAGCCAGAGCUACUGCGUGCCAUUGUGGAUUCAGGGUUUGAGCAUCCCUCUGAAGUGCAACAUGAGUGUAUUCCACAAGCAAUUCUGGGCAUGGAUGUUAUUUGUCAGGCCAAAUCUGGAAUGGGAAAAACUGCUGUUUUUGUUCUUUCGACUCUGCAGCAGAUUGAGCCUGUUGCUGGUCAGGUUGCUGCCUUGGUCCUCUGUCAUACAAGGGAAUUGGCUUAUCAGAUUUGUCAUGAAUUUGAAAGGUUCAGCACAUAUUUGCCUGACAUCAAGGUUGCUGUUUUCUAUGGUGGUGUCAAUAUCAAACUUCACAAGGAGCUUCUAAAGAAUGAAUGCCCUCAUAUUGUUGUUGGAACUCCUGGGAGAGUACUCUCGUUGGCUAGAGAUAAGGAUCUAGCUCUGAGGAAUGUGAGGCAUUUUAUUCUGGAUGAAUGUGACAAGAUGCUUGAGUCUCUUGACAUGAGGAGAGAUGUGCAGGCAAUUUUCAAGAUGACUCCCCACGACAAGCAAGUAAUGAUGUUUUCAGCAACACUCAGCAAAGAGAUCCGCCCAGUUUGUAAAAAGUUUAUGCAAGAUCCAAUGGAAAUCUAUGUUGACGACGAGGCCAAGUUGACCCUUCAUGGACUUGUACAGCACUACAUCAAAUUGAGCGAAACGGAGAAAAACCGGAAACUAAAUGAUCUACUGGACGCCUUGGACUUCAACCAAGUUGUUAUUUUUGUCAAGAGCGUGAAUAGGGCAGCUGAGUUGAAUAAAUUAUUAGUGGAGUGUAAUUUUCCAUCUAUCUGCAUCCACUCUGGCAUGACCCAGGAAGAAAGAUUGACCCGCUACAAGGGUUUCAAGGAGGGUCACAAGAGAAUUCUCGUGGCAACUGAUUUGGUUGGUAGGGGCAUUGAUAUUGAGAGAGUCAACAUUGUUAUUAACUAUGACAUGCCAGAUUCUGCAGACACUUAUCUUCACAGAGUGGGUAGAGCUGGUAGGUUUGGAACUAAAGGCCUUGCCAUUACAUUUGUGUCAUCUGCAUCAGAUUCUGAAGUUCUUAAUCAGGUUCAGGAAAGGUUUGAAGUAGACAUAAAAGAGCUUCCUGAGCAGAUUGAUACUUCUACAUACAUGCCAUCUUAGAGAGAUGAGAGCAUCCUGGCAGAUGUUUUGCUUUUGUUCAUCGCUUAUCUUGGCUUUUGGAACUUCUAAUUUGAAGGAAUGGUGGCCUCCUGCUAUAUGCUUUGGCACUGCUGGACUGCUGUACCCUUAUUGAACUACAACGUUUCUUGUCAGUUAAGAGGAGCAUUACAAAUGUCUCUGUUAUCUUUGUUGAGCACUGUACUUUAUACUUCGACUGAAUUUAUUAUGCCUAGUUGCUGAAUCAUAAUUUUGUUAGGUGGUGUAACUUAUACAUUAUAUCUGUUUAAUUUUAAGUUUCUAGAGCUAUUUUUCUGAAGCUCUACCCUGCUGGGAUCACGUUUGGAAACCUGGUGGAAGUCUGUUAUAAUCUUGUGUAAUUGCUGGAACUCAUUGGUGGUACUAAAGGGAUUUUUGUUACUAUCAUUA